AUGGGUCUAUUCGGCCACAUUCGCAUCCACGAGAGCGGAAUUGACCGCAGCCUUGACACACCCACCCCGCCGAGCCCCACACCCAAUCCACCACCUUGUGCACCCACUAACCACUCCCCAGCCGACAUCGACGCCACCGACCUUACCACCCCUCACUCCUCCCCUUCCUCCUCCUCUUCCUCCAUCAUUGCCACAACGACGGCCACUCUGGUGUCUGUAGCGCAUGACUUCACCACAGCCGCACCUGACACAACAACCGGCACAACCCCUGCAACCUCCAUCAUCAGACGUGAGGGCCAGGACUACAUCCGCCCUCACUGCGAUCGCACCUUCACCACGCAAAUUGGCCUGGUCGGUCACUUGCGAAUCCAUCGCACAGAGACUGGCGAACCAGUGCCUGGAUCACCAACCUACACCCACCGCACUCGCCUCCACUGCCCACACUGCCCUCGCACCUUCACGCAUCGCAUGGGUCUAUUCGGCCACAUGCGCAUCCACGACGACCUGCGGUAGACAACCGCCGGUCACACCACACAUUCCCUCACUCCCUACCUCCUAACACCAUCACCCCACCAGACAUCAACCCCCACACACCUCAUGCACUCAACUGCCGCCUCCCACGCAAGUGGGAAGUGUGCAUCUCGACUCGGUCCCCAUGCGGUUUCGGCUGCACGGGUGACUUGUGUCCGAGACUAUCCCGACACGCCAAGUGUCGUGGAUAGGAAGGUUGCUGAUUGAGGCCCGCUCUCGGUUCACGCAGUUCGUCACGUUGUGUGUGUGUGUGUGUGUGUGUGUGUGUGUGUGUGUGUGUGUUGUGUAGUGGCGGACUGGUGGGCUGGGGAUGGGCUGAAGCAGCACCUACCACGGCCCUCUCACGCAAGUGGGAGACACGCCGUUCUACCCCCGUUGUGUGAAAUCCUGGUGUUUGUGUGUGUAUGGGGGGCCAGGUCGUGCUGUGGCGCGCGCAGGCAUGGUCAGUCGACCAUGUCAGCCACCGCGCCCAUUCCCCACUCCAGUCUACUGACCGGCUCGGACAUCGGCUGGGGUGUGGGAAUGGGAAGGCAGAGUGAGGUCGACGACUCAGCGCACUUCUCCUCACUAUAAACAAUCUGACGCGCUUGAAGCUAUCACGGUGCGCUAAAAGCCGUGGCUUGGAAGGUUGCCAACUGACGGGGUACCUUGGACCUCCUCCUUAACGGGAGGCGGUCUGAGAGUCAGGCUGCAAUGACUCCUUUUUAAUGUGGCCUUUAUGGCACUCCUACCACAGUGUAGGAUCCGAGCCAGGCGUUGGCGGCACGCCCAGGUGCGGCUUCGGCCGUGCCAGCCUCCAAAUCUCUGUUGUGUUGGUCGAAAUCCUGGUUAUUGUUGUGUGGACCAGGGGGUGUGGUGGAACUCAUAGGUGAGGAUCCGUCCGAGCCAUCCACCUGCGGCCUCCCUCGUCUCCGGUCUUCUUGACUCUGUCUUGACACCGGGCCCGGGGGGGGGGAGGAGGAGAGUUUGUAGGUAGAUGCUACGCAAGUCCACUGGCACUAUAAACCCCUGCGCAAGUCUCCGUCCCUGCUCCCGCCGCUGCUGUAGUUGUGGGGCACACGGUGGUCAUCGUCGAAAUCGACGGACGAACUGUCGUGUGUGUGUGGAUUGUGGGUGUGCCAGCGGUGGGUUCACGUGAUGGUCGUGAUGGUUUUGACGUGAUCUUUGUAUACACAAUGAUUCGGGUCUGCGUAAGGUACGAGAGAAUCCACAUGUUUGUUGAUGGAGCAAGUAUCUGAAUACAGUUCUGUCCUUAAGUUUCCUGGGCUUAGAUAAUGGCUGCCCGAAGGCCUCAUUAUGUGUGUGUGUGUGGGGUGUAGGGGUGUCCAGCGGUGGGCUCACGUGAAGGUCGUAGUGGUCACUCUCUUGCUUGCAGGUGAGACUACGCCUAGCGUCCACUUGCUGGCACUCAACUCUCACCUGUGGCUCCACGUAGCUGGGCUCUAAUCAGCGGCCACACGCCGGGCAGCCGCUUCGACCGGCGGGCUAAACCAGGUGAUGGGGCCUAGUGCCUGUUGUGCCGCGUGCACAGGCUGUCGCGGACUCCGCCGCAUGUAUGGUCGGAUGGAACCUUGCGUCGGCACCGUCGUGAUGAGGCUCGUCUGGUGCGCCGCUGGACACCCAAUGACGGGAUGGAUCUCCACAUCUACAUUGCCUUGGUGCGCCCACAAACGCCGUUGGAGACCGCGGCUUACGGGAAAUUCGGGUCGUUCUCCAUCACGAACAAGAAGUCGUGGCCCCAUAUUGGAGUUCGGCCGCGCCAAAACGGCACAUGGGCAGCAAUAUUCAGGGGUCGCACUGCCUACUCCACGAGGGGAAGGGCCUAGAAAACGUGUCCUAAACAUUGCUGGGCACAACGCACUCUGUAAACUAGCCAGUUCCGCAGAUGUCAAAAACAUGGUCGAAACAAUAAAAAGAGAAACCACCAUAACAAUAACAACAACAUCAAUACUCGCUCACCUACUCAUUCUACCUAUUCUUCCUCUUCAUCUGCCCAUUCUCCUGCCUAUUCUUCUCCUACAUCGUCUUCUUCUCCACCUCCUUCCCGUCGCCCCACUCGUCGUCACCAGACUGGCAGAGUGAGUCCGCUCACUCUGGCAGCCUAGAAUGUUCGUUCCCUUUUAGACAAUCCGAGGAGCAACCGACCGGAACGGAGGACGGCGCUAGUGGUACGAGAACUGGCGCGCUACAAGGUGGACAUCGCCGCACUCAGCGAGACCCGAUUCUCCGAACAAGGCCAACUGGAGGAGGUGGGUGCCGGCUACACCUUCUUCUGGAGUGGUCGACCCAAGGCAGAGCGACGUGACGCGGGUGUUGCCUUCGCCAUCCGGACCGACAUCGUGGGACGACUGCCCUGUCUGCCGCAGGGCAUCAACGAUCGCCUGAUGAGCCUCCGUCUGCCUCUCCGGUGUGGAGGCAAAUUCGCCACCAUCAUCAGCGCCUACGCUCCGCCGAUGACCAGCCCCGACGCCGCACGAGACAAAUUCUACGAGGACCUGCACGCCCUCUUGGCGACUGUGUCGAAGGCGGACAAGUUGAUUGUCCUUGGUGACUUCAACUCCCGCGUCGGCACAGAUCAUGCUGCCUGGAGGGGAGUGCUGGGUCCCCAUGGUCAUGAACGAUCGCCUGAUGAGCCCCGUCUGCCUCUCUUAGCCACCCUCUUCAGUCUUAUGUUCUCUAACAUUCUGAUGGACGCCCACCGUGAUAAACGCCGCCCCAUGGGAUCCGCAUCGCCUACAGGACGGACGGACAGCCUCUGA
Messenger RNA from Spirometra erinaceieuropaei, 3290 nucleotides. The record is from the annotation of a GenBank genome assembly. Lineage: Eukaryota; Metazoa; Platyhelminthes; Cestoda; Diphyllobothriidea; Diphyllobothriidae.